This is a messenger RNA of Nylanderia fulva, 2922 nucleotides long. It is a transcript of the gene Prp6, whose product is annotated as pre-mRNA processing factor 6. Gene Ontology annotation, cellular component: U4/U6 x U5 tri-snRNP complex; catalytic step 2 spliceosome. The record is from RefSeq and is a predicted model, not a curated record. Gene Ontology annotation, molecular function: protein binding. NCBI's taxonomy places the organism in Eukaryota, Metazoa, Arthropoda, Insecta, Hymenoptera, Formicidae. Gene Ontology annotation, biological process: mRNA splicing, via spliceosome; spliceosomal tri-snRNP complex assembly.
AGGCCUAAGUUUCCGGAACUGUCAACAUUCAACAUGGCGGUUCCCUCGGUUUCGUUAAAUACUCGAAAUAAAAAGCACUUUUUAGGUGUACCGGCACCUUUGGGAUAUGUCGCCGGUGUGGGCAGAGGAGCUACAGGAUUUACAACACGGUCUGAUAUCGGUCCAGCUCGAGAUGCUAAUGAUGUUUCAGAUGAUAGACACGCUCCACCGACGAAACGUACAAAGAAGAAGGAGGAAGAGGAAGAAGACGAAGAAGAUCUGAAUGAUUCAAAUUAUGAUGAAUUUUCAGGAUAUGGAGGUUCCUUAUUUAGUAAGGAUCCUUAUGAUAAAGAUGACGAAGAAGCAGAUGCAAUCUAUGAAGCUAUCGACAAACGUAUGGAUGAAAAACGUAAGGAAUACAGAGAAAAACGCCUCAGGGAAGAGUUGGAACGUUAUCGUCAAGAACGUCCCAAGAUUCAACAGCAAUUCUCAGACUUGAAGAGAGAAUUGGUUAAUGUGUCUGAAGACGAAUGGAAAAACGUUCCCGAGGUGGGGGAUGCUAGAAACCGUAAACAGCGUAAUCCAAGAGCAGAGAAAUUCACCCCAUUGCCAGAUUCUGUCUUGGCAAGAAAUUUAGGUGGUGAAACGUCCACUAGCAUUGAUCCAUCCAGCGGUUUGGCCUCUAUGAUGCCAGGUGUGGCAACACCGGGUAUGCUAACACCUACAGGAGAUCUUGAUCUCAGAAAGAUUGGUCAAGCUAGAAAUACAUUGAUGAAUGUCAAGUUGAAUCAAGUUUCCGAUUCUGUGGAAGGCCAAACUGUGGUUGAUCCAAAAGGAUACCUUACAGACUUGCAAAGCAUGAUUCCUACUUAUGGCGGUGACAUAAAUGAUAUAAAAAAGGCCAGAUUAUUAUUAAAAUCCGUGAGAGAGACCAAUCCCAAUCAUCCCCCUGCAUGGAUCGCGUCCGCGCGUUUGGAAGAAGUGACAGGCAAGGUUCAAGCCGCAAGAAAUUUGAUAAUGAAGGGCUGCGAAGUGAAUCCCACCUCUGAAGAUUUGUGGUUGGAAGCUGCGAGAUUGCAACCACCAGACACGGCGAAGGCGGUGAUAGCGCAAUCGGUGCGACACAUUCCCACUUCCGUCAGAAUCUGGAUAAAGGCCGCGGAUUUGGAGACGGAGGUAAAAGCGAAAAGAAGAGUGUAUCGAAAGGCCCUGGAACAUAUCCCAAAUUCGGUGCGAUUGUGGAAAGCUGCCGUCGAGUUGGAGGAGCCCGAGGACGCGCGUAUCUUACUCAGUCGUGCGGUUGAAUGCUGUCCGACUAGUGUUGAUUUAUGGCUCGCUCUCGCCAGAUUGGAGACCUACGACAAUGCGAGAAAAGUCUUGAACAAGGCUAGAGAAAACAUCCCAACAGAUAGACAGAUUUGGACUACCGCAGCGAAAUUGGAAGAGGCAAACGGGAAUAAGCACAUGGUGGAGAAGAUUAUCGAUCGUGCUAUAUCUUCGUUGAGCGCGAACGGAGUAGAGAUCAAUCGGGAACACUGGUUUAAGGAAGCUAUGGAGGCUGAGAAGGCAGGAGCGGUGCAUUGUUGUCAAGUUAUCGUCAAGGCCAUUAUCAGUUUUGGAGUGGAAGAAGAGGAUAGAAAGCAUACUUGGAUGGAAGAUGCGGAAACUUGUGCCCAACAAGGAGCAUUGGAAUGUGCGAGAGCUGUCUACGCAUACGCAUUAACGACAUUUCCUAGUAAGAAAUCAAUUUGGCUGCGUGCAGCUUAUUUUGAAAAGACAUACGGUACGCGAGAAUCUUUGGAAACUUUGUUACAAAGAGCAGUUGCUCAUUGUCCCAAGAGCGAAGUGCUCUGGCUGAUGGGUGCCAAAUCCAAGUGGCUAGCUGGUGACGUGCCAGCAGCCAGAGGUAUCUUAUCCCUCGCGUUUCAAGCUAAUCCAAAUUCCGAAGAGAUUUGGCUGGCGGCAGUGAAGCUCGAGUCCGAAAACUCGGAGUACGAAAGAGCUCGACGUUUAUUGGCAAAGGCUAGAGCAUCCGCUCCGACGCCGAGGGUGAUGAUGAAGAGCGCCAAGCUGGAAUGGGCUCUUAAUAAUUUGGAUGCGGCGUUGCGUCUACUGAAGGAAGCUCUCGAAGCUUUCGACGACUUCCCUAAAUUGUGGCUAAUGAAAGGUCAAAUCGAGGAACAGCAGGGUUACCUAGAUAAGGCGAUAGACACGUAUAAUCAAGCGAUCAAGAAAUGUCCAAAUUCAAUACCUCUGUGGCGUCUGCUGGCGCAAUUGGAGCACAGAAGGAACCAAGUGACCAAAGCACGUUCAGUGUUGGAGAAGGCCCGACUUAAGAAUCCUAAAAAUGCGGAAUUAUGGUUGGAGGCUAUAAGGAACGAAUUAAAAAACGGCGGUGCGCGUGACAUGGCAAAUACAUUAAUGGCUAAGGCGUUACAAGAAUGUGCUACAUCGGGUCUCCUUUGGGCGGAAGCAAUUUUCAUGGAACCGCGACCUCAACGAAAAACUAAGAGCGUGGAUGCUCUUAAAAAAUGCGAACACGAUCCCCACGUUCUUCUGGCAGUGUCAAAAUUAUUUUGGUGUGAACAUAAGAUUUCAAAAUGCAGAGAUUGGUUUAAUAGAACGGUGAAGAUAGAUCCGGAUUUAGGAGACGCAUGGGCCUAUUUUUACAAAUUUGAAUUACUAAAUGGUACCGAAGAACAGCAAGAGGAUGUAAAGAAGAGGUGCAUUGCCGCAGAACCUCAUCACGGUGAAAAUUGGUGUAAGGUUUCCAAAAAUAUAGUAAACUGGUGUCUGAGUAUAGAUCAAAUUCUAAUAUUGGUUGCAAAAGAGCUACCCAUUCCUAUAUAAAAAUUGACAUAAAUCGAAGUACACUUGCAAAGUAUUCAUUAAUGUAUAUUAGUAAUAAGUUUGUAAAUAAAACAAAAGAUCAAUUAAUUUUAA